This is a messenger RNA of Xenopus tropicalis (tropical clawed frog), 3087 nucleotides long. RefSeq names its product ectonucleoside triphosphate diphosphohydrolase 3 (gene entpd3). Gene Ontology annotation, cellular component: endomembrane system; membrane. Gene Ontology annotation, molecular function: hydrolase activity; apyrase activity. Lineage: Eukaryota; Metazoa; Chordata; Amphibia; Anura; Pipidae. The record is from RefSeq and is marked provisional.
CUGACUUUGCGCUGAAUGAGCCAUGCAGUGUAGGACUGGGGGAGCGUAGGCAAGAGCUGCAGGGACAAGGCUGCUGCUAAGUCAUUCAGCGGAAUGCCUUCGAAAGUGAAAAUUCCUCUAAUAAUUUCGCUGCUGUUUUUAAUAAUCAGUGUGUCGGUUAUUAUUGCAAUUGCGUAUGUACAAAAACAUCAUGAGCGAUCCCUCUCUCCUGGCCUAAAGUAUGGGAUCGUUCUGGAUGCAGGAUCAUCUCGGACCACCAUAUAUGUGUAUCAGUGGCCUGCUGAAAAAGAAAACAAUACUGGAGUGGUAGAUCAGACUCUGAAGUGCAAUGUUAAAGGCCGGGGCAUAUCCAGCUAUGCUAAUGAGCCAAAGAAAGCACCUACGUACAUUGAUGACUGCAUAAAGAAAGUAAAAGAAGUGAUUCCAGCAAGUCAACAUAACAGCACCCCGGCUUAUUUGGGAGCCACUGCGGGAAUGAGACUGCUAAGGCUGAAAAAUGAAAGUGCGGCACAAGGAGUUCUUGCCAGUAUUCAUGACUACUUCCAAACCCAGCCCUUUGCUUUCAGAGGAGCUAACAUCAUAACUGGGCAGGAAGAAGGGAUGUAUGGAUGGAUUACUGUCAACUAUUUAAUGGGAAAUUUCUUGGAGAAAAAUAUCUGGAGAGCCUGGGUACGCCCUGACGGAGCCGAAACCACAGGAGCAUUGGAUUUAGGAGGCGCGUCUACACAGAUAUCGUUUCUCCCAGAGAAGUCAGAACAGAAUCCUAAUAGCACAGUUGAAGUAACAUUGUACGGUUAUCUGUACAAUGUUUAUACACAGAGCUUUCAGUGCUAUGGACGAGAUGAAGCAGAAAAGCGGCUUCUUGCUUCAUUAGCUCAGGAUCCCAAGCUAAAAUUAUAUGAAAAUCCAUGCUACCCUCGCAAUUAUAUGGUAAAUUUAACAAUGGAACAUACAUUUGGAAGUCUGUGUACUGCUCAGUUUCGACCAGCUAAUUAUGAUCCAAGCCGAGUUAUUACAUUUAAGGGAACAGGCGAUCCAGUUUUGUGUUCUCAGAAGGUGUCCACUCUCUUUAAUUUUGCUGCAUGCCAAGGCAAGGAAGAUUGUUCAUUUGAUGGCAUUUACCAACCCAAGGUUAAAGGAAAUUUUUCGGCUUUUGCAGGAUUUUAUUACACUACAAGUGCUUUAAAUCUGACUGGGUAUUUCCAGUUGAAUCAGUUCAACUUAAGCAUGACUUCAUUUUGUGCCAAGGAAUGGACACAGCUUCCACAAAUUUUACAUAGGUUUGAUGAAACAUAUGCACGGUCUUACUGCUUCUCUGCUAAUUUUAUCUAUUAUCUCUUGGUCCAUGGAUACAAGUUUGACAGUGAAACAUGGUUGCAAAUUAAUUUUCAAAAGGAGGUUGGCAACAGCAGCAUAGGCUGGUCUCUUGGCUAUAUGUUAACUCUCACAAACAUGAUACCUGCUGAAAGGCGUCUCAUCAUUCUUCCUAUGAGCUUGUCUCUGUUUGCUGGACUUCUCUGCUUGUUCACUGCAAUAUCUGCAUUAUGUCUGAUAGUACUUGUGAUAUUAUUUGUCUGUGCACGUAAGAAAUGAAACAUGGACUGGACUGUUUAAACAGUUGCUUGAACAAUCAUCUUGCAAGAAGUGCAUAUUGUCCUACGCUUUGUACAGUUUGUUGAGUCAAUGGACUGUUGAGUCUCUCCUCGGAAUUUGUGGACUAUUGCAUCUCAGGGAGCAUGAGCUGGAAGGUAAUUAAUAAGUGAAUAAAUUAUUUGGGGCUAUUGUUGUGUGUUUUAGAUUAGAUGAGGAAAAGGGGUAAUCACUGGGAGUGGAAAUUUGUUGAAAACCCACAGUGAAUAUACUGCUUACCUAGAAUAAAAUGAAAUGAAAUCAGACAACAUCAUACUUAAAUACCAAAAGGGGUAGUGAACCUCUUUUAAUUUUAAAUACUUAGUUAUAUGCCUAAACAAUUUUAAUCAGUGGAAGCCACAAUUCACCAAGAUUACUUUUAAAACAUAAUUCAUUUAUUAAUCAUAAUUAAUUGUUAAAAUUAAUUCCACUAGAUUCUAUUGACAAACUGUAUCUCAUGUAGAAUAGCAAUUCAUAUUACACCAUGAAAUUCAUUAAAAUCAAUGUGAAGUAAAGAGCCCAUUAGUCAAUAUGGCCAUUAGUCAGUACAGGUAUGGGAUCCCUUAUCUGGAAACCCAUUAUCCAGAAAGUUCCAAAUUACGGAAAGGCCGUCUCCCGUAUAAGCAAAUUAUAAGCAAAUAAUUCUAAUUUUUAAAAAAAAAGAUUUCCUUUUUCUCUGUAAUAAUAAAACAGUACAUUGUACUUGGGCCCAAACAUUAUUUUAUACGGGAAGGGUACUCAAUCUACACAAUUUAUCACUCACUGCAAUGUAGGUAUAGGAUAUGUUAUCCAGAAACCCAUUAUCCACAAAGCUCCGUAUUACACAAAGGUCAUCUUCCGUAGACUACAUUUUUCCUUUUUCUCUGUAGUAAUAAAAUAGUACCUUGUACUUAAUUCCAACUAAGAUAUAAUUAAUCCUUAUUGGAGGCAAAACAAGCCUAUUCGGUUUACUCAAUAUUGAAAUUUUUAGCAGACAUAAGUUCCAUAAGUUUGGAGAUCCAAAUUACGGAAAGAUCCCUUAUCUGGAAUACCUUGGGUCCCAAGCAUUCUGGAUAACAGGUCCCAUAUCUGUACAUCAUAGUGCAUAGGAUCAUACUUAAAGAGAACCUAUCACCAUUAAGAUGCUUUCCCCACCAGAGGUGAAGGCUAAUAGAGCCACGUUGGGUGAAACAAGUUUUCUCUUAAAAAAAAUAGCCCCCACUGGUGCUAGGCUACCUGUACCAAAAGGGAGCUCCCCAUGAGUGAUACUCUUUGCCCCCGCAUUAUGCGCAUGCGUGUGAUGUAGGAGCAGUGGAUGCAAUUCAACUGCCUACCUUACAUGCAUUUGUAAAAUGAUGGGUUAUGGCACUUGCUCUUUAUGUGUAUGCGUCUGCCGCCACGUGGUGCUUGGACCAGGAGCUAUCUCCUUGUGCAGGCAGCCUAGGGCUGUAGGGGGCUAUUUUUAAAAAAAAAAAAAAA